CUCCAGUUAUCUACUUUGAUCACAUUCUCACUUCCCCAUUCUCUCUUCCCCAUUCUCUCAUUCCCUUAUCUUCUAUUUUUCUCCUUUCUAUCCGCCUUUCCACUCGGCGGACGAACUCCAGGGUGACAGAGCCCCUCCUACCCCGCCCCGAAAAACGACGAUGUCUCGACACCGUGUCAAGGCCGUCAGUUAUGAUGACGACGAUUAUGACGACUACGAUGAUGGCUAUGACUCCCAAGACCCUGAAGAGCGUGAAUUCCUCGAAGAGUGUACUCGCGAAGUACAAAAUCAGCUGGCUGCAGGCGACCCCCCUGUGAGCGCGACCCGCGAUGAAGUCCAGGAUGCGCUGUGGCACUAUUACAACGAUGUGGACAAGUCGGUGAACUAUUUGAGGGGCAAGAAAACGAAAGAGGCGGACAAGAAGGCCGCAGCGGCAAAGGCGAAAGUGAACGCAGGACCCAGCCCAGACGAUGUAAUUCUAAACGCCCAGAGUUCCGCUAAAGGCUUUAAGUCGAAACAGCCUGCUCCGAAGCCACAAGGUGACAGGAAAGCAGCAGGAUUGGCUGGUGACAUGGGUAAUCUCAGCGUUGCCGAGAAGGUCAAUGUCAAGAGUAAGAAUCUGGAUGUGCUCUCAGAGUACAAGAAAUCUAAGCGGAAAAAUGCCAUGAACUUCGUGGUUAUCGGCCACGUUGAUGCGGGGAAAAGUACCCUUAUGGGACGCCUACUUGCGGACUUGAAAGCCGUUGACCAGCGCACGCUGGACAAGUAUCGAAGGGAGGCAGAGAAGAUAGGCAAAGGGUCUUUUGCCCUGGCGUGGGUCUUGGACCAGGGCUCUGAGGAGAGGGCGAGGGGUGUGACUAUCGACAUUGCCACAAGAAAAUUUGAAACCGAGAACACGGUUUUUACGAUUGUAGAUUCCCCUGGCCAUAGAGACUUUGUUCCGAACAUGAUUGCGGGCGCUAGUCAGGCUGAUUUCGCGGUGCUCGUUAUUGACGCCAGCAUAGGGAACUACGAGUCCGGGUUGAAGGGCCAAACCAAGGAGCAUGCGUUGCUCGUGAGGAGUAUGGGGGUCCAGAGGAUCAUUGUCGCCGUGAAUAAAAUGGAUACUGUUCAGUGGGAUUUUGGGCGAUUUGAAGAGAUUGAGCAACAAGUUUCGGCAUUCCUGAUCACCGCUGGGUUCCAGGCUAGGAAUAUCUGCUUUGUGCCUUGUUCUGGAGUCAAUGGUGACAACAUCACCAGACGGAGUGAGGAUCCAAAUGUGUCUUGGUACAAUGGCCGUACUCUGGUGGAAGAGCUUGAAGAAACAAAACCGUACUUCCACGCCCUUGACAAGCCGCUCCGAAUGACAAUCGGCGAUGUAUUCCGCGGCAGCAUACAAAACCCUCUAUCAAUAUCUGGCCGAAUUGACGCAGGCAGCUUACAAGUAGGGGACCAAAUCCUCACCAUGCCGAGCGGAGAAACCGCAACAAUCCGAAGUUUAGAGGUUGAUGAAGAGCCAAACGACUGGGCAGUUGCCGGUCAAAACGUCGUCCUACACUUGGCCAAUAUCGACCCGAUCCAUCUCCGCUCUGGCGACGUUGUAUGCCACGCAUCCGCCCCGAUUCCCAACAUCACUUCAUUUACAUGCAAGGUACUUGCCUUUGACCACUUGCUUCCUAGUAUGGUCGAUAUCCAUCGGGGGCGCCUGCACGUACCUGGCCGGAUCAGCAAGCUAGUUGCGACCCUAGACAAAGGGUCUGGAAACGUGCUCAAGAAGAAGCCAAAGAUUGUUCAGCCUGGGGCGGUGGCAAGAAUUGUUGUUGAGUUGGAUCAGGCAGUACCCUUAGAAGCGCCCACGAGGAUAAUUCUACGAGCUGGUGGUGAUACAGUGGCUGCUGGGUUGCUAGAGUGAUAGACCUACUUGGAUAUAAUUGACCUAUAUUGGAAUAAGUGGAGUGGCCGAUAUAAUGGGUAUAACGGGACAGAAGCCUGCCAGACUUAUGCCAAGA
Messenger RNA from Aspergillus nidulans FGSC A4, 1988 nucleotides. RefSeq names its product putative translation elongation factor EF-1 subunit. Lineage: Eukaryota; Fungi; Ascomycota; Eurotiomycetes; Eurotiales; Aspergillaceae. Gene Ontology annotation, biological process: cytoplasmic translational termination. The record is from RefSeq and is a predicted model, not a curated record. Gene Ontology annotation, molecular function: GTP binding; GTPase activity. The transcript has 5 exons. Gene Ontology annotation, cellular component: Dom34-Hbs1 complex; cytosol; cytoplasm. The coding region runs from base 161 to 1891 and encodes 576 amino acids.